AUGGGCUCGCAAAACGCCCUCUUAAUCCUCUACUCUGAACAAGGAAAAUGGCGGGAACUAACGGCCUUUUACCACCAAAUCAGAAAACAAGGCUUUGAGCCAAACUCCUUCACCUUCUCAUCUCUCCUCAAAUGCCUUUCCUCUUCCCAAUCUCCUCUCCUUCAUGCCCAGCCCCUCCAUGCCGACGCCGCCAAGCGCGGCUUCGUCUCCUCCGACCCCUUUGUGACCAACGACCUUCUCACGGUAUAUUCCCGAUGCGGCUCACCGCAAAGUGCUCGCAAAAUGUUUGAUGAAAUUCCUGUUCCAGGCCCAUUCUGUUGGAACACCAUGAUAUCUUGCUACUUCCGGGAAUCCCAUUGUGGGGCUGCUCGGGAGCUGUUUGAUCGAAUGCGUGAAGCCCAUUUGGCUAAUGAUGUUACUUGGUCUGCGGUGAUAGCGGGGUAUGCUCAGAAUAGCAGGCCUAAGGAUGCAUUGUUUGUAUUCAAGGAGAUGAGGGGGGAGUGCGAUGAAAUGGGCUCUCCCUUGUCGCCAAUGUCUCACACCAUUACAAGUGUUUUUUCAGCUUGUGGGCAGUUGAGGGAUGUUAUUUUGGGAGAACAAAUUCAUGGGUAUGUGAUGAAGAUAAGCAGUUAUGUUGAGAAUGAUGCUUUUGUUGGGAGUGUUGUUGUUGAUAUGUAUGGUAAGUGUGGUUUUGAAGAGCUUGCGAGGUUUGUUUUUUAUUCAAUAGUGGACAAGUGCGUUGUAGUUUGGACGGCACUGAUUGCAAGCUACGUCUGUAAUGAGUGCCCUUGCCCAGCUAUUGAAGUUUUCCGGGAGAUGAUUUAUGAGGGCAUGGAGCCAAAUUGUGUUACUCUAUCUUCUCUAAUUUCAGCUUGUUCCCAAAUCCCAGACUUGAUGUUGGGUAAGGAAAUUCAUGGUUUCAUUACUAGGAGAAGAGCAGCAACAACUCCAGAUGUUUUCAUUUCAACAUCCUUGAUAGAUAUGUAUGGUAAAUGCAAUUACAUGGUGUAUGGUCAUCGGAUAUUUGAGAAGGAUAAAACAUACCCAAGAUGUAACACAACAGCUUUGUGGAAUGCAACAAUUGCUGGGUAUAUGGAGAAUAAUUUUGUUAGUGAUGCUUGGGAUGUGUUUAGAUCUAUAACUCAUGGUGAAGGGAUUAAUCCCAAUACUGUUACCAUGUCCAUUGUUCUUCCUUUGUGUGCUAGAUCUUCCCAGCUCCUCUCAGGUAAGGAAAUCCACUGCUAUGCUCUUAGAAAUGGCUUGGAUCAAGAAAUCUUUGUAAGUAAUGGCCUAAUAGACAUGUAUUCCAAAUGUGGAAAGCUUAAGCUGGCGGAAAAUCAAUUUAAUAGAAUGAUGAAUGAAAAAAACAGGAUUUCAUGGACCUCCAUGAUUGAUGGGCACGGGAUACAUGGAGAUGGAGAAGGUGCAAUUAGAGUUUUUGAAAGCAUGGUAAGGGAAGAAGUCAAGCCGGAUCAUAUCACAUUUGUGGCUCUCAUCUCUGCUUGUAGUCACGCAGGCCUCUUGGAACAAGGUCUUAGAUACUUCGAAGAAAUGAGUAGAGAGUAUGGAAUUGUACCCGUGGAGGAGAAUUAUGGGACUGUUGUUGAUUUGCUUGCACGAGCUGGGCGCUUCAAAGAAGCCAGGGAUCUAAUCGAACGAAUGCCUAUAAAGCCUGGUGCAAACGUUUGGGGGGCAUUGCUUGGUGCCUGUAGGAUCCAUGGAAAUGUCAAGGAGGCUGAGCUUGCCGCUCAUUGUCUGCAAAAACUUGAACCAAAAGAUAGUGGUUUUCAAAAAUUGUUAGCCAGUAUAUAUCUAGAGGCUGGGAGGCGAGAAAAUGCAGAAGAUUUAAGGAGUCAAAUGAGAGAAAUGGGCAUGGAAAAAAGGCAAGGAUUCAGCUGGUUGGAGACUAAGGAAGAAAUUUAUGAAUCCAUUGACAGCGAUAAGCACAUUCCCGAUACAACAGAGACUUGGAGUCCUGAACAACUAGAGAUUUCAGAUUAA
Molecule: messenger RNA, 2001 nt
Organism: Vitis vinifera (wine grape)
Lineage: Eukaryota; Viridiplantae; Streptophyta; Magnoliopsida; Vitales; Vitaceae
Product: pentatricopeptide repeat-containing protein At2g13600
Exons: 1
Coding region: 1-2001 (666 amino acids)
Biological process (GO): RNA modification
Molecular function (GO): protein binding; RNA binding
Source: RefSeq, a predicted model, not a curated record